AACAACACAAACCAUAGAAGAAGGACAAUAACAACUGGAACUCUUCAGUCCUGUGAUCUUGUUCUGUUGUGUUUGAUCUGGUCCUCCAUACCGCAUAACACGAUGGAGUUUAUUGAAGAGGAGAACAAUGAUAAUACAUGCCGUCAGUGUGGAAAGAGCUUCACAAGUAAACGAAACCUAGACGAACACUUGAGCGUUCACACCGGAGAGAAAGCGUUCACAUGCCCUCAGUGUGGAAAGAGUUUCUCACGUAAAGGAGUCUUUCUGAUUCACAUACGCAUUCACACCGGAGAGAAGCCGUUUGCGUGUCAGCAGUGCGGAAAGACUUUCACGAGUCGAGGAACCCUUAACUCUCACCUAAGGGUUCACAGUAAUGAGAAACCAUUCAAGUGCCCCGAGUGUGAAAAGAGCUUCAGACGGAAAGACCACUUCAGUUGUCACAUGAGGGUUCACACUGGAGAAAAUCCAUUCUCUUGUCCUCAUUGUGGAAAGUAUUUUUUAACUAAAGGCAACCUUGAUAGUCACAUACGCAUGCACACCGGAGAGAAGCCGUUUGCGUGUGAUCAGUGCGGGAAGAGCUACAAAUGGUCAAAUAGUCUCCGAAUUCAUAAGCGCUUUCACUCCGGAGAAAAGCCCUUUAAGUGUGAUCAGUGCGAUAAGAGGUUUGUUCUGGAAUCAGACCUGAAGGCCCACAUGAAAACGCACACUAAAGAGAAGCCUUACUUGUGUUGUGUUUGUGGGAAGAGUUUUGCAUGGCUGAUUCGUUUUAAAGGCCAUCUGAAAAUACACUCUGGUGUGAACGAGCGUUGCACUGAUGCACAGAAAGGAGCACUGCCCAAAAUUUAAGUCCAUGUGAGAAAUAAGAGCUCCACGGUUAAUGAGCUCCACGGUUAAUGAGCUCCACGGUUAAUGUCAUUUGGGAUUCAGAAUGUGAACAAUGUUAAACACACCUACAUGAGCCUGCUGUCUUUCACAUAACGAUCUGUGUUAAAGUUACAAAUCUUCAUUGAUUUAUGAUUGCUCGUACACUUGCAUUGCUGUAAUUGUUUCAGUGCUGCUCGAGGUUGAUCGAGUCAGUGAAAUCAUUAACUGAAAAGGAACAGAAUGAGAUCCAGCUUCUGUUAAAUCAUCCACUUAUAGAGAUGUACUUUUAUUAAAGCAAAUAUUGCAUCAUGAGCG
Sinocyclocheilus grahami is the source of this 1179-nucleotide messenger RNA. Its product is annotated as gastrula zinc finger protein XlCGF49.1-like. The record is from RefSeq and is a predicted model, not a curated record. Lineage: Eukaryota; Metazoa; Chordata; Actinopteri; Cypriniformes; Cyprinidae. The transcript has 2 exons. Bases 103 to 846 code for a protein of 247 amino acids. Gene Ontology annotation, biological process: regulation of transcription by RNA polymerase II. Gene Ontology annotation, molecular function: RNA polymerase II cis-regulatory region sequence-specific DNA binding; DNA-binding transcription factor activity, RNA polymerase II-specific.